AUGGCGGACGAGGACCUGAUCUUGCAGUGGGAGAGGGAGCGUGCUCAGGAGGAGGAAUGGGAAGCACAAUAUGAAGCAGAGCUGGACAUGCUUCGCGAUGCAGAGUACUCAGACGGGCCACCAGCAAAGCGUGCACUGUACAACGAGAAGAACCCCGGCCAGCCCCCAAGUCAAGGCCCAUCGAGCGCUGUCGCUGCUACCGGGAGCGCAACGGCAGCGAAGCCACGGACCAAUGAUGCUGUAGAUGCCAACAGCGAUGACAGCUUUCCCAUGCUCAACUCCCAGGUGCACUUUGGGGCAGACUACACCAUCGAAUGUGAGACGGCUGAGGCUCAUGGCUCCAAACCCGGCAACACCGCCAACUUCAGCAGCAGCAGCAGCAGCAGCGAUGACAGCAGCGACGAUGGCGGUGAUGACAGCGCAGCCACCUCUAGGACCAAAAGGUCUCAUCCCCGCAAGAAGCACCAACCGUCCAUCCGUGCUUCAUCCUCGGCAUCAUCAUCAUCAUCAUCAGCAGCAACAGCAGCAACAACAGCAUCAUCAUCAUCAACCACCACUGGUCGCCGUCUGGUCCGCGGUCGCCGCGCCUCCCGCCCGUCAGCAUCCGCCCUCCUUGCAGACGUUGCACGGGACAAGCCCACAAAGCGACAGCCAACCACGACGUUCCUGACUUCAACAUCGGCGAAAGGGCGACGCGCGUACAUCAGACUGAGGGACAGCCAGCUUGUGCGCCCGUCGUUUUUCGUUCGCGACAAUUCAAAUCGCGCGGCGCCGCUGCUGUCCACGCCGUACACGCAACUGCAAGAACAAGUUGAUCAGAUCAUGCUCAGGCAGAUUGCAAACGAAUCGGAUGACGUGGAUGGCUCGUCCGCACAGGAAAACAUUUCCACCAUUGAUACACGUCUGUGGGUUGACGAGUUUUCUCCACGACGCUACACAGAUUUGAUCAGUGACGAGCUUGUCAACAAACGCCUUCUGUAUUGGCUCAAGCGCUGGGAUAAGACGGUCUUCAACCGAGAUCCGCCCCCUGCACUGUUUGCGCAAUCCUCAACAUCAAACACAACUGCGUUUGGAGGAGGUGGUGACAACCACAGGAACAGCAAUUUCAACAACUCCAACAACGGCAAACCGGGCAACUCCAACAACGGGCCGUCCAUUUAUCGCAGUGAUGGAAUCGCAGAGGGACCAGAGGAUGCAAAGGUCGUGUUGCUCGCUGGCCCGCCCGGCGUCGGCAAGACGACCCUGGCGCACGUUGUUGCGCGGCACGCUGGAUAUGCGACAGUCGAAAUCAAUGCCAGUGAUGAUCGGUCCCCGGACCGGUUGAAGCAGGCCGUUCUCGAUGCAACGCAGAUGCGCGAGGUUCUGUCUGCGGAGAAACGGCCCAACUGUCUCGUUCUGGACGAAAUUGACGGUGCAACCACUUCUGCUGUCAACGCUGUCAUUCGCAUCAUCGAGGGGAAAGCUAAACGCGGCAAGGGCGGAAAGGAUAGCAAAGGGCAGACCCUGAAACGCCCCAUCAUCUGCAUUUGCAACGACCUCCACGCAACCUCGCUGCGAAACCUCAAGAAGAUUGCAUACAUUCUUCAUUUCCACCCAAUUCCGAUGACGUCACUCGUUUCUCGUCUGGACCAGAUCUGCGCACAGAAACAACUGAGAGUUGAGCGGCAAGUGCUGACGACGCUGUGCGAGCUGACGGACGGCGACAUUCGCGCGUGCAUCAGCACACUGCAGUUCCUGGCACAGAACCGAAAACGCGUGACACUCAAGGACAUUCGCAACACGUCCGUGGGACGCAAGGAUAAGGUGAUCAAUGUGCGGACGGUGUGGACGGAGGUGUUUCGUCUCGCUUCGCACCGCAGCAGGCCACGGUCCCUCCUUUCCUCCUCCUCCUCGUCGUCGUCGUCAUCAUCGUCGUUGCUGUCGAUGUCUGCGCGCCGCGCGGCCGGACACAAAAUCGGGCGCAUUCUUCCGCUGAUUGAAGCAAAUGGCGAAUAUGAAAAGAUCAUCUUUGGCCUGUUUGAAAACUACCUCAGCAUCAAGGGAACAACAAGCUUCGAUCCAGACUUCAAGAAGGCCAUGCUGGUGCACGACUGGUUGCACUUUUUCCAAGAAAUGCAACUUGCCAUCCAGCAAGAGCAGCAGUACACGCUUCUUCGCUACUGCAGUUUCGCUCCCACCGCGUUCCACCUCAGCUUUGCUUCUCCAAGCCGCACGUUUAUCCGAUAUCCAAAGGCGAUUUACGAGACAGAUGCGAUUAUGCGCACGCACCGGUCAACCAUCCAGCAGCUGCUGGCCGACGCGUCGCCACACAUGCGGCGCGGGCAGGGGGAACGCGAGUUUACGGUGGAGACCAUUCAUCGUCUCAUGCACAUCAUCAAUCCACAGCUUCGCAUCUCAAACGCAGCCGUGCUCAGACCAAGCGAUCGUGCUGUUGUGAGCAAGAUUGUUGGCGUGAUGGCCACGCACAAUCUCAAAUAUGUCGAGGACGUCAGCGAUCUCGGCAUGGGUCUUCGCUUGGAGCCGCGUGUGGACGAGAUUGUGUCUUUCCACAACCGCCAGUUUGAUUCCCGCCCUUCCUGGGCCAUUCAUUCAGAGUCGAACGAAAAGCCGCGACAAAUGCCGGGGCUACCGCCCAUCGUCAAACAGCUGGUUGCACGGGAGCUGGCUACGGAGUUUGUGCGGCGUCAGUCUGCGAUCAUUGCGUCGCGUGCACAGCCAAUGGCAGCAGCACCAUCAGCAUCACCACAGCCAUCAUCGUCGGUGUCAUCGAAGACGACGCAAUCAGGAUCUGACGUGAAAGAGAACAAGCACCAGGCGCAGAAACAAUCACCACCGAAGCCAAAGACACAGGAAGAGAAGGAUGCGUUCUUGAAAGCUCGCAUGGGCCUCGACAUUGACAAGAAAGUGAAGCCUGAGGCCAAAGCGCGCGUUAAACGCGACUUCUUUGGUCGCGUCAUUGAGGAUGACCCGCAGCAGCAGCGUGCCGCUGAAGCGAAGAAGUCGAAGCUGUCGCUCGUCCUGUUCAAGUUCCAUGAAGGUUCAUCCAACGCGGUACGUCGGCCCGUCCGCCUUCGCGACCUCCUCUGAACCACCACUGCGCGCGCGCGCGAGUGUGUGUGCGUGUGCACAUUCAUGUGUGUGUGUGUGUCUUCACAAUGCCCUGCUUUGUGGUCUUGAUUUGUCUUCACAUUCCCUAACUGCUCUGCCAAUAAGAACGCUUCGUACCAUUCAAUGCACGGACACAAACGCACA
Salpingoeca rosetta is the source of this 3252-nucleotide messenger RNA. RefSeq lists its product as uncharacterized. NCBI's taxonomy places the organism in Eukaryota, Choanoflagellata, Craspedida, Salpingoecidae. Bases 1 to 3087 code for a protein of 1028 amino acids. The transcript is spliced from 29 exons. The record is from RefSeq and is a predicted model, not a curated record. Gene Ontology annotation, molecular function: ATP binding; ATP hydrolysis activity.